AUGACAAUCGACUUCCAAGGACUGCUCAAACAGGCCAGGGCUGAUAGACAGAGAGAAAAAGAAGGUAAGAUGAUAAUACCGAAGAGGAUAUCCCCACAGCUGGUAUGGAACCUCAUUAUGUGUUCAAGAGGUUAUCAAUGUGACAAGAAGGAUGAUAACAGGAAUGAUGAUAUUGCCAGAGGCAUGAAAGAAUUCGAUUAUACAAGUAGUGAUUCAGCGACUGAGUCGAAGCCUCCUAUAGUAUUGUGGGAUACUAGAGAUCCACAAGAGUUCAGCAAGUCCCAUAUUGCUGGCUUUACUAACGUUACCACGACAGAGGAAGCUGAGGCAUUCAUAACAUCCAACUAUGGUCAACUUACAGACCCGAGGAUGCCUCAUGAGAAGCUGAUCAUCGUCGUCCUUACUGAGCACAACAACCUCAGGAGUAGUAAUAUGCCGGCAGCAGUAGAGUUUGCAUCACAGCAGCUUCGAGCUGUGAGUAAGAUAUACCUACACAGGGGAGGGUACUCAGCAUACCGGAACUUCUCCUCUCUUCUGAGCAUCGGCUCAGAGGAAGAAUCCUCCAAGCCGUACUCUUAUGGCCUAUAUCCGAUAUGGUGUGGUGAUGGUAUACUUUCUGGCAGUAUCCUGCAUGGGUCUAAUAAGGCACUGCUAAAGGCAAUGGGGAUAUCUUGGAUGCUUGAUUUAACACCGAAUGGGAUACAAGAUGCUAAUGUGAUGUAUGAUCUCCAUAUGCCAUCCUUUGAUUUGGAUAUGGCUGCUGAGUUUAUCAACCUCCACACCGGAAAUGUUGGUAUGAUCUGUGGUGGUGAUGAUGAUUCCACCAGGUUUAUGGCAGCGUUGGCUGCCGAUAUGCAAGCUAGAGGUCCUACUGUACAGGAGGCAGUAGCAAGGAUGAUGACCAAACUAGAGGGUAUAUGGUCAGGCCCAACAUCAAGCCAAUGGCAGUUAUUAGAGGACUUCUACGAGCGUGUGGCAUCUCUGAGACGGUCCAGGUCUUCUUCUCUAUCGUCGACAUCCUUCGAACGGAAGAAGUCUAUGCAAGAGAUGAUUACCAUGUUACUUCCUCAAGUGCAAUUCAGCCCUCCCGCGGACGACGCCAUGCUCAUCGUAGAGCCGACACAAAGUGCGGACGUAUUAGAGCUCAUUGAACGUGCUGGGCCUAGGCUCUCUGUGGAAGAUGCAGCUGCUAUUCUUAAGACCUGGAGAAGUUUGAAUAUGAGCCAUUUCGAGAAGUUGAUCAACGUCUUGAAGCCUUGUACCACGCCAGAGACUUCUCAGCGGUAUGUCCUUGCGGCUCUAUCUUUAUUUGUACUGAGAGAAUAUGAGCACGGGCACAUCAUAAUAAUAUCUGACCAUACAAGGGCUGUUCUGAGAGUUCUGGCUGGAUAUUGGUUUGAGGAGACACCCUCUGAGUUUGAACAGGGACGGGUUCAAGUUCCUUUACAUACUGACCAGGUUCCUGCGACUGUUACGGACUGCAUACGCCCAGCUGCAAUCAUAUUGGGGGCGCUACCAGAAGAGGAGUAAGUAGUGGCAGUGGAGGGAUGCGACAUAUGAGUGUGGUUAUUAUUUGUGCCUGACGGUUGAGUAGGCUCAAUAUUGGUUUCCUUUUAUAUACCAAAAUACCGUGCU
This is a messenger RNA of Perkinsus marinus ATCC 50983, 1635 nucleotides long. RefSeq lists its product as hypothetical. Lineage: Eukaryota; Perkinsozoa; Perkinsida; Perkinsidae. The record is from RefSeq and is a predicted model, not a curated record. The transcript is spliced from 2 exons. The coding region runs from base 1 to 1530 and encodes 509 amino acids.